GGACAUGAGUUUGAGUAAACUCCGGGAGUUGGUGAUGGACAGGGCCGCCUGGCGUGCUGCAGUUCAUGGGGUCUCAAGGAGUCGGACACGACUGAGCAACUGAACUGAACUGAACUGAGCACAUCUAGAAAGGGGAAUUUGUCAUUAGCUAAGAUAAAUGAAGUAUUAGCUAUAUCUGAAACCCCUCCUGCACCAACACCCCUCACUAUAAAAGGCAGUACAAACUGGAAUAAACUGAUUUUAAGUAAAUAUGAACUGUCUUUAUAUGCCAAAAUACCUCCAUACUUUCAACCGAUAUCGGGAGCCUAAACCAUGCACCUUCGGUAAAUUAGCUCAGACUGGACUUUCAAUCUUUAGUCAUGUGCUUUACCUAGAUACGUUAUAAAUAUUGUUUAUAGUUGUUAGUCACUGUUGUUUGAUGGCCUUAAUGACUAGUUAUCUUAGUUCGUAAUUAACUAUACAUGUGGAAUAGCCUCAAGAAGCUAUUUCUAAAACACAACUCUUAUAACUAAUUGAAUAUUUGAGAUUUUGUCAGUAUAGCCCAGACCUCAACCUCUUAUCCAUUUCAGACAGCAUUUGUGUCAAAUGUGAGCACUUACCUAUUAAGUGCAAGUAGAUAAACAAUUCUUAUAUAAACUACUGAAAGUUCAUUAGGUUUGUCAUUAAGUCACAAGUUAUAAGUGAAAAACUUAAAGACAAGACAUUUGUUCCCACAGACUAAUAUUCAAUGAGUUGAGUAGAACUGAAACAUAUACAUUUUCAAAAGUUUUUUUCAAUCAAUACUUGGAGUAGCAUGUGUUCUCACCAUAGUUGUUUCUACUACUAAAAAUAAAUUAUAGACUGAAUGUGAAGAAUCACAUCUCUUUUUCAGAUAAUUUUCUUUGGGAGUAGAAAAACAAAUGUUUAGAAAGAAACUCAUUUACCAAAAAUAUCUAAAAAGAAGAAAAGGAGUAGCAUGUGUUGCAUGUCUCCUGCAUGCAGUUCAGACGUAGAGCUAGAUUCUUCACUCAUCAUCUCUGGUCAUCCUUGUAAGAAGACACACCAGAUUAGCAUCACUGGCUCCAUUUGACAGACUGAAGAGCUCAAAUCAAGAAAGUUAAAGUUCAUUAAAUCUAACCACGAAAGUAUCUGGCUCAAAGGGGCGUCUGCAGUCUGAUCUAAAGGCAGUGAAUAUUUUUAGCCUUUGCCUUUCAGGUUAUAUAUGAGGAUAAUUCACUAAAAUACCAAGCUAUGAAGAAAAACUCCAAGAGAAACCACGGUUCAAGAGUUUCUGACAUAGAAUUGAACUCAGUGGAUGCUGAAAAGGAAAAAAAAGAGUGUCAAAAUAAUUUUGUUGAACUGCUGCCUCCAGAAGUUACUUUUAAAAUUUUCAGUCAGUUAGACAUCCGGAGCUUGUGCAGGGCUUCGGUGACAUGCAGGAGCUGGAAUCAUGCAAUAAGACACAGCGACUCCUUGUGGAAACCUCACUGCCUGACUGUAAGAGCUGUCUGUCAAAGAGAGAUAGAUGACGAUCUAGAGAGUGGUUAUCCCUGGAGGGUCAUACUACUGAGGAAUUACCAGAAGAGUAAAGUGAAACAUGAAUGGCUAACUGGCAGAUACAGCAACAUAUGUUCUCCUAUCAGCCUACCAGAAAAAAUCAUGUACCCAAUGGAUGCAGACACGUGGGGGGAAAUUCUAGAAGCAGAAUUGGAAAGAUAAGCAGAAAGCUCUCCUGACUUUGAGAGUUUAAAACCAAAAUGACUCUUAGAUUAUAAAAAGUAUGUCUUUAACAGUCCAUUUUUUUGUUUGCAUUUUUAUUAUUUAACACUUAAAAGAAAACUAAAUAGAAAAUAUAAAAAAUAAAACUUUGUUUUCAUUUUGCACUUUAGGUAAAAUAAUGUUUUACCUAAAUGUUUCUGGUUUUACUGUAAUGUGGAAAAAUCAUGAAAUGUUAUUUAUAUAAAAAUCUUAUACUGAUAGGGUGAUUUCAGAAUGUAUUAUUUCAUGUAUUUGUGUUGGUCUGUUGUAGUACUUCAGUAUUUUAAUGACUAAAGAGUUUUAUUAGUGUUCUCUGCUUAAUGAUAAUUUGAAAAUUCAAGAAACGAUGUGAAGGAACUGAUUUAGAGAUUUAUUAAUUAGUAGACAUAGUUAGGCUCAUGGGAAAAAUCCCUAAAUGAAAUUAAUAGCAAUAUGUUUAAGUGUAUAGUAAAUGUAUAUUUUAAUAACUUAAAAUUUUCCAUUUCACUGGAAUCAGAUUGAAUUGUCAAACACUGAAAACAUUUUGUGUUAAACAUGUGGUUUAAUUUUAAAUGAGUCCAACCAGAGAACUAAAAUUUGUGAGAUUAAGUUCCCCAUUACUUGCCUACAAACCUUGAAAUACUCUCAGGGGCUGAAAUGUAUGGAAAGUGCCGUCAGAACCUCCACACUGUUUUUCUUGGUAAAACUUAUCUUCUUUCUGACAUCUUGUAGCACCAUCUAGUGUACUUCUUGUAGAUAACCAAGAAAAAGGACCAGCUCCUUUUUGUUUUUCCACAUUUAAAAGAAAGGAAAAUAUUAUUUACAAGAAACCUAUAUACUUGACUUCGUUAGAGUUUAUAGCUUUAUAGGAACCUUUAACUUUUGUUCUCUUUUACUUAAAAGUAGAUGAUAUAUUCGUGGUACCAGAUUGUUCAGUCUGAAACUGUGAUCAGCACCAUAGGUAAUGUGACUACAAGACAUUUUAGUUAGUAUGGGAUUUUCUUCUUAAAUUAUGCUCUAUUGCAUGAAAAGUAAGAGUCCAGGAACUCAAUAUUUAACAAGUCAACGAAUAUGAGGAAUAUGUCCUGCUGUAUACAGAUUCUCUUUGUUGAAUCAAGUAGGUGAUGAUUGGUUCAGUUCAGUUCAGUUCAGUCACUCAGUCGUGUCCGACUCUCUGCGACCCCAUGGACUGCAGCACGCUAGGGUUAUCUCCUACUAUCUUCUUGGGGGUAGAAGGGACCUUGAAGAUCAGACAGUCCAGUCUCUAGGAUUAUUCGGUAAUCCCCACUAUAGGAAUGUUCUUUUCACUCACCAUUAAUUCUCUUCUUCGUAAAUUCUUUUGUACAGUGUAUCAUCUUAACCUGGAAACCAUUCCUACCUUCUACCAUUCUGCAUUAAGUGACCCUUUUAAGGUUCUGUAGUUCUUUGUACAUACCAUUCUCAAAGCUGUCAUACUACAUUAAAUUGUCUGUUUGAUUUGUGUAUCUCCCCGGUUAGAUUGUGAGCCGCUUAAUGGCAGGGACCAUUUAUUUAUUUUUGUGUUCCCAAACCUGGAACAUAGUAGAUAUUUCAUAGAGUUGUUAAAUUAUUUUUAUAUUAUUUAUUUUAAUCCUACCCAGAAUGUAAAAUAAAAAUGACAUAUUUUAGUAGAUAAUAUUGUACUGAAAUGCAAUGUACAAACCCAUAAGAUACAUGGGAUGCUUAAUAUUAAUGCUAGUGUAUGAAGAAUUAUUCUUGUUUUCUUAAAAGCUGUAAGAGAAAAAUAGGAAAGAAGAAAUAUUUUUUGAAUAAACACUUGAAAAUGUACUUCA
Molecule: messenger RNA, 3527 nt
Organism: Cervus elaphus (red deer)
Lineage: Eukaryota; Metazoa; Chordata; Mammalia; Artiodactyla; Cervidae
Gene: FBXO48
Product: F-box protein 48
Exons: 2
Coding region: 1231-1698 (155 amino acids)
Biological process (GO): SCF-dependent proteasomal ubiquitin-dependent protein catabolic process
Cellular component (GO): SCF ubiquitin ligase complex
Molecular function (GO): protein binding
Source: RefSeq, a predicted model, not a curated record